Sebastes umbrosus (honeycomb rockfish) is the source of this 1056-nucleotide messenger RNA. RefSeq names its product olfactory receptor 7G1-like. Gene Ontology annotation, biological process: G protein-coupled receptor signaling pathway. The transcript has a single exon. The coding region runs from base 130 to 1056 and encodes 308 amino acids. Gene Ontology annotation, cellular component: membrane. Lineage: Eukaryota; Metazoa; Chordata; Actinopteri; Perciformes; Sebastidae. The record is from RefSeq and is a predicted model, not a curated record. Gene Ontology annotation, molecular function: olfactory receptor activity; G protein-coupled receptor activity.
GGUAUACAGAGAUCAGUGUUGCUGAGGAUUUUCACAGUUAGAAAAUAAUUUCAGGUAAAGUCAAGAUAAGCUUCUCAAUGUGUCUCCUCUGUGUUUCACUUUGUGGCACCCAUAGUACACAAGAAAGAGAUGGAGAACUCAACUGAGAUUGUGUCUUUUGUGCUGGCUGCCUAUGGUAACAUUGGAGAGUUAAAAUACCUGUAUUUCACCAUAAUGCUGUUAUGGUACCUCUCCAUUUGUGUGUUCAAUACAAUUCUUAUUGUGGUCAUAUAUAUGGACAGAAGGUUGCAUGAGCCGAUGUAUAUAUUAUCAUGUAAUUUAUUCGUUAAUGAAAUAGGUGGCAGCACAACAGUUUAUCCUCUUCUGCUCUCACAGAUGUUUUCAGAUACCCAUGAAGUGACCCUGCCAUGGUGUUUUCUGCAGAUGUGUUGUCUCUACACAUGUGUUUCUGUUGAGUUUUGCAGUUUAGCAGCCAUGGCGUAUGACAGAUACGUCUGUAUCUGUCAUCCUUUACACUACAAUGUCAUUAUGAGCACAGGGAGAGUAGGUGUGAUCAUUCUGAUUAUAUGGAUGUAUUCAUUUGUUAACUUUAUUUUCUCAUUUACAUUAGUCAUCAAAUUAACAUUUUGUGGAAAUGUCAUUGACAAAGUGUUUUGUGACCACCACUUAGUAAUUAAACUUGCAUGUUCAGUUUCAAUACUUCAUAGCAUAUCUGACCUGCUUUUUGCCUUUAUGACUAUUGUUAUCCCAUUUAAUCUCAUUUUAGUUUCUUACAUGAACAUUUUGUCUGUUUGUCUGAAUACUUCUAAAGAAAACAAGCAAAAAGCCGUCAACACGUGCACACCCCAGAUUGUCUCACUGUCAAACUUGUUUGUCGGCUGCUUUUUUCACUUUGUGGAUUCCAGGUUUAAUGUGGCCCAUGUACCGGAUAAAGUGCGCAUUAUAUUAUCUGUAUAUCUCCUUGUUUGCCAACCAAUGAUCACCCCCUUUAUGUAUGGACUUAACCUAACGAAAGUAAGACAAUCCUGUAAAAGAUUUCUGUUUGAUAGAAAAUAA